GGAUUUCCUACUGGGAAAGUGGGAGAAGCUUCACCACCCCCGAGUUACCAUUCCAAGAUGGCUGCCAUUCCCAGUUCCGAUUUCCGAGGUAAAUGGAACGCGGCAUAAGAGCGUGGUUUGUGCACCACCACUACUGCGUAGCUUGUACAAUAAUCAUGCCCCUAAUAGUGAUGUGUGGCUACCCGUGCAGUGGUAAAACACGGAGGGCAGAAGAGCUAAAGGCGUAUUUUGAUGAAAACACUGAGAGGAGGGUGAUUAUUGUUGGGGACGGAGUCCUGGGAGUUGAAAGAAACCACGUUUACGCAGAUUCUCAAAACGAAAAAAAACUCAGAGCGUCUCUUAAAGCUGAGGUGGAGAGGAAAGUCAGCAAGGAUGACAUUGUUAUUCUGGACUCAUUAAAUUACAUAAAAGGUUACCGGUAUGAACUGUUUUGCCUCAUCAAACAUGCGCAGACGCCACACUGCCUUGUGUACUGUUUGACAUCGGAUGAGCAGAGUUCAUGUUGGAACACAAACAGAGAUGCUGCUGAGCAGUACAACCAGGAAACCCUUGAUGCCUUAGUUCAAAGAUUUGAAGCUCCAGACUCCAGAAACAGGUGGGACAGCCCUCUCUUCACUAUCCUGAAGGAUGACGAACUUCCACUUCAGGACAUUUCUGAUGCCCUUUUUAAAAGAAAAGCUCCCCGCCCAAACCAGUCCACUCAGAGUCAACCGCUGUCUUCUUCAAACUACUUGUACGAGCUGGACAAGAUUACUCAAGAAGUGUUAAUGGCAAUUUUUAACGCUCAGAAGACGAGUGUUCCUGGGGAUCUCAUCUCGGUAUCGGGAGCAACAGAAAAAGUGGAGCUCACGAGGAACAUCAACAUGGCAGAGCUGCGGAAAUUUCGGCGGCAGUUCAUCAGCUACAGCAAGAUGCACCCAACAGAGAACACGGGGCAGAUUGCUAACAUCUUUGUUCAGUAUUUAAAUAAGAGUCUUCAUUGAUAUAUAUAUAUAUAUAUAUAUAUAUAUAUAUAUAUAUAUAUAUAUCAACAAUGAGCUCUGUCUUUAUUGCUCUCUGACAAAUAAAUAUUUUUUUAAUGUUUAUUUUUUGUUACUGUUCAUUUUAGAAUGUUUCAUGUCAUUUAAAAUCACUAAAUGGAGGCACUACAGUUCAGUAAAUUGGCAUUCAAAUAAUGGCGUCAUAACAGCCGUUAAGAGUCGGAGGUGGAAAACAAAAACACGAUUAUUUUGCUUGGGUUGCAAAGUGUACCUCAGCGAAUUAAAUGAUGAAAAUAGUAAUUUUGAUUAUGCAACGGAUAGUUGCAUAAUGGCAAACUUAGUCAGCAUCUUGCAACGCCUUACAAAGACACUGGUUGUUGUAGAGCAGUGGUUUCCAACCCUGGUCCUCGGGGCACGCUGCCCUGCAUGUUUUAGAUGUUUCCCUGCAUCAGCUCACUGUGAUGAAAGUAGCUGUGUCGUCAACAGAGUUGUGCAGACCCUAAUGACAAGCUAAUCAAGACCAUUAAUUACAAUCAGGUGUGUUGAUGCAAGGCAACAUGUAAAACAUGCAAGACAGGGGACCAGUAGAGACAUGUAGAGACAAAGGUGAUGUAGUGUCAGAGGGCUGUUGUUAAUGGUAAAAUAUCAGUAAUUUCAUAUACUUUGUUGUUAUAAUGAAGAUGGAGGAGAAGAGUUUAAUUAAAGACAAGGACAGGAAUAGACCUGCAGUAAUGUAACAAAAUUGCCCAGUUAUAGAUAUGAUACAAUGAGGUCAAUUUAUUUUUCUCACAUUAAGAUAUUUGAAAAAAAUCUUGCUGUUGUUUUGGGUUUCCUUUUGUUUUUAUUCAAUUUCUUUCAUUACUUGUUUUUUCUUUCUGUAAUUUCAUAGCUCAGCAGUAUUUGAAGCACGGGUUAGCCCUAAUUCUGCAUGUGCUUUUCAAAGUCUUGACCACCCUGAACGCAGAUCCUUGUUAAGAAGUAUUACAUUGUUGAAUUGCUGACUAAAGUUCUUUUCCAAGAUUUUGUCUUAUUUAAGAGGAUUGGCAGAAACAACACUUUUUUUUCCCCUUUGCUACAAGAUUGUUUUUUGCACUGGAAGUUAAGUGUAUUCCAAAGGACAAAAGUCCACCGGCUCAAAACAAUUACCGGUAAUCCUGAUUGGAACGGCGGCGGUAGUUGUUCUCCAGAUUAGGCGCGCUAUCGUUCCGGCGAUUUAGACUCGAUAAUUACCUCUUAACGUUUGAGCUAAUCUCAAAUUGGUUCUUUGUUGGCUACACCAACAAAGCAAAGCAACAGAUCCAUAAUUCAUAAAAUGAAUCGCAAGAUAUCUUUGGAUUUCUGAGAAAAAUAAAUAAAAAAAGAAUGAUGAUGAUAAAUUUCAUUUAUUGGCACCUUUCAAAGCACUCAAGACUACCUUACAGGAAAAAAUAAGAAUUAAAAUCAAAGGAGGAAUAGAUUAAAACAAUCAAAAUACCAAUGAGUGAAAAUAAAAUGCACUAACAAAACAACUGUUUAAAACUACAAAUGCAUUGUUUUAUAUUUUUUCCCGUGGGAUUUACCAAAUUGAAAAAUGUAAGCCACGUGAGAUUUAAAGAUGUGAAGAUGGAGGCGUGAGGAAGGGUGUGUAUGAAUCCAUAAAUAGAAACAGUUGUAUGCUUUAUCUUACUUCCCUUUUGGCGCGCUCCUUGACCCUUCUAAUGCUUCCCAGUAGAGAUAUAAGAAAAGUGGAGGACACAGAUAAGGAGAGAAGACAAGUUAAUGACCACGAAACUGGUCAUCGAUUUAAAAUGGCAACAACUAAAUUAAAAACCGCUGCAUCAUCUAAAACUGUUAAUCUAUUUUUUCUAAUUACCAUUAUUAAUGUUAUUGUUUACAUAUCCUCCCUUUAAAAAGCCCUUCUUGCCACCUGACAUUUCUUGUUAUUGGUAAAACCUUUUGUAAUAUAUAUAUAUAUAAUAUAUAUGAGAGAGAGAGAGAGAGAGAGAGAUUUACAUAUACACACACGUAUAUGUGCAUAUCGAGCACUCUGACAGAAGAUUUGCAAUAUCUCGGUGCAAAUAUCAAACUACAAAAACUUCCUUGGGAAGUACAGGCUGUGCUGUCCUGCCCUGCAGCUUCAGUGUUGGAUUUCCUUCACAGUUUACCGUCCAGAUGUAUUGGCAAGGCAGGUUUUUGUAUAGCACAUUUCAGCAAUAAGCUAAUUCAAAGUGCUUUACAUAAUAAAGUUAUGAAAAGUGGAAAGGUGAAAAAAAGGUCACUUUCACAGCAAUUAAUGUCAUUGUUCAUGGAUCUACUUUCAGGAUAAGAGGUAUUAAGUGUGUAAAGCAACAACAACAAAAAAUAUUGCUGCCUGUCUGCAAAAAAACCCAGUGGACCUGCAGCAACAGUCGUUAACAAGAUCAGGCGUGCUGUUGAUUAGGUGAUUUAAGCUUGAUAAUCACAUCUUAAAAAGUUUAACUAAUCAAAGCAGUGAAUCCAAAAAUUCCUAAAAUAAAAUUACAGGGAGGAUCCAUAGAUUUCUGAAAAGCCUCUGUGUGAAUGCUGAAAGAAAUAUCAAAAACAGUUGUAUGCUGCAGCAAAAAAUUAUGCCUUUGUCUCAUUCUUCUGUUUGCUUCAUUCUACUGUUCGUACUGUACCUAAUCUGUCACAGUAGAGACAUAUGACAAGUGGAGAGAAGCCAAUCCAACAGUCUAAUGACCAGUUUCGUGGUCAUUUAUUUAAACAGCAACAACUAAAUUACAAACCUAUGCAUCAUCUUAAAUUGUUCCAAUUUCCAUGACCAUUAUUGAUGAUAUUGUUUAUAUACCUUUCUUUAAAUAUCUUUUAUUGUCACCUGACAAUUUUCUAAUCAUUAUGUUUAUUGUCUUUGGUAAAUCAUUUCUGUAAUCAUAUGUAUAUGUUUAUAUAAAUCACAAGCAGCAGCAACAUAUAUGAGAAGCUGAAAAACUACAGGGUUUGAAGAAGGAAUAGAAAAGAUGUGGAAGCAGUGGCAUGAGUGGUAACUGGAGCACUCAGAGCUGUGAGCUCAAAGCUGGGAGUCUGGGAACAUCAGACAUCCCUGUCUGGAAGAGUGCAGUCCUGAACACUGCGUUAAAAAACCCUCAAGCUGCCAGGAUUCUGUUGAAGAGGGCUCACAAAUCCAUUAGUAUCUGUAUAAGUACCACUUUAUAAGGUGACCCUGAACAGGAAUAAGCAGGUAUGUGGAGGAUAUAAACUACAGCUCCAUCUCAAUAGCCUAAACAACAUGUAGAAAGAAAUGAAAGGACCUUUUUAACUCAACAGCUGAGUAAGGUACUCCUGCAAGCCUCCUCUGUCCUCACUCCUCUGGACCCCUGGUACAUUAAGUACAGGAAUUGAAACGUCUUUUUCUUAAAAUGUGUCUGUUACUGCCAAUCAUUUGAGCCCAGUCAAUGACCUCAUUCAAUGCAUUACAGAUAUCAAGUAUUGGAUGGCAACAGACUUUUUACAGCUGAAUGAAGGAAAAACUGAGAUUCUUUUAAUUGGUCCAAGUGCUCUGAGGCAACCUAUCCUCUAUUAACUCCUCUGUCAGUAAAGCCUUGUGAACUUGUCAAAAACUUGGGUGUUAUGUUAGAUGCUGAUCUUAACUUGCAGAAACACAUAGUUAAUGUCUCCAGGACUGCCUUAUAUCAUCUUAGAAAUAUAUCUAAAGCAAGAUCCUUUCUGUCACAAUCAGACUCUGAAAAGCUGGUUCAUGCCUUUAUCUCCAGUAGAUUAGAUUAUUGCAAUGCACUUUUUGCAGGACUGACAAAGCAAGUGUUACAUAAACUCCAGCUUAUUCAAAAUGCUGCGGCCAGAAUUCUAACAAAAACCGAGAGGUAUGAACACAUCACUCCUGUUUUAUCCUCUCUGCACUGGCUCCCUGUUAAACAAAGAGUAGAUUUUAAAGAACUUCUUAUUGUUUUUAAAUCUAUGAAUGGCUUAGCUCCCUCCUACAUGGUUGACAUGCUCACUGAAUACAUACCAGACAGAUCCCUUAGAUCAUCAAAUAAGAGUCUUCUCAUUAUACCUAGAAUCCACACUAGAUCUGCUCAUGGUGCUUUCAGUCACUACUACACUCUCAGCAGGAACUAAGUUCUGCUCCAACAGUGCCCUCUUUCAAAAGCAGACUAAAAACGUACCUUUUUGCACAGGCGUUUGAGUAAACUCUACAUGGUUGGCUGAGUGAUCGCACUUUUGUUAAAAUGGAAUUAUGGUUUUUAUUGUUGUUUUUCUCUUGAAAUACUUUUGUCUGUUUCUGUUAUUGUAAACCUGUAAUU
Molecule: messenger RNA, 5257 nt
Organism: Cololabis saira (Pacific saury)
Lineage: Eukaryota; Metazoa; Chordata; Actinopteri; Beloniformes; Belonidae
Gene: kti12
Product: KTI12 chromatin associated homolog
Exons: 9
Coding region: 93-983 (296 amino acids)
Source: RefSeq, a predicted model, not a curated record